Messenger RNA from Merops nubicus (carmine bee-eater), 5082 nucleotides. It is a transcript of the gene PTPRQ, whose product is annotated as protein tyrosine phosphatase, receptor type, Q. The transcript has 32 exons. The annotation marks the transcript as partial. Gene Ontology annotation, biological process: protein dephosphorylation. Gene Ontology annotation, molecular function: protein binding; protein tyrosine phosphatase activity. The record is from RefSeq and is a predicted model, not a curated record. NCBI's taxonomy places the organism in Eukaryota, Metazoa, Chordata, Aves, Coraciiformes, Meropidae.
UUCCUGAUUCUGCACCAGAAAACAUAACCUACAGGAAUAUCUCAUCCAUGGAAAUUGAAUUAUCAUUUUUUCCACCAUCCAUUCCCAAUGGAGUCAUACAGACAUACACAAUAUACCUCAAAUGGAUUAAUGGAACUGAGCAAAGAGUCAUAAACACCACUCUUCUGACACUACGUAUUACAGACUUGAAGAAAUACACAGAAUAUGCUGUGGAAGUGUCUGCUAGUACCACAGCGGGGGAGGGCCCUCCUAGCACACCUCUGCGUAUACUGACUGAUGAAGAUGCUCCGAGUUCUCCUCCAGAAUCCCUCUCUGUAAAACAGUUGUCGGGUGUCACUGUGAAGUUGUCAUGGAAACCUCCACUGGAGCCAAAUGGAAUUAUCCUCUAUUACACAGUUUAUGUCUGGAAUAAAAUGUCAAAAAGGAGCGUUAAUGUAACAGAAACAUCACUGCAGUUCACAGACCUGGAAUAUAACUAUCAGUAUAGUGCUUAUCUAACAUCAAGUACAAGAUUUGGAGAUGGCAACCUAAAAAGCGAUACGAUAACAUUCAGAACUUCUGAAGGAGCACCAAGUGAUCCGCCGAAAGAUGUGCUGUACAGAAACCUUACUUCCACAUCAGUAAUGCUAUUCUGGUCUCCUCCUCAAAAACCUAAUGGAAAUAUACUAUACUACUCAGUUUAUUUCAAAAAUAAUUCAGGAAUAUUCAUACAGAAUUUUACGAGUUAUGGCAAUGACAGUGAUGUCACCAUGUCUCAGUCUGCAGUUCUGGAUGACCUGGCAAAAUACAGCCAUUAUACUCUAUGGUUAACUGCAAGCACUGCUCUUGGAGAUGGAAACAAAACCAGUGAAAUAAUAGAGGUUUAUACGGAUCAAGAUAUCCCAGAUGGUUUUGUUGAAAAUCUGGUCUAUCAAAACAUUUCCUCAUCUUCUGUAAAUGUAAGCUGGCUUCCACCAUCCCAGCCAAAUGGCUUAGUCUUCUUUCAUGUUUCUCUAAGUUUAUUGCAACUGGGAACCAAAAAGACACUGUCUUUCCUUACUUACAAUACAAGUAUCAUUUUUGACAAUCUGGAGAAAUAUUCUGAUUACAUUCUGAAAAUCACACCAGCCACUGAGAAAGGAUCUUCUGAACAGUAUGCUCUAAGUCUGCAUAUAAGAACUGAUGAAGAUGUCCCAGAAUCAACACCUAUAAUAAAAACAUUUUCAAAUCUUUCAACUACCUCAGUUUUGUUUUCAUGGGACCCUCCUAUUAAGCCAAAUGGUAUUAUAAUAAGUUAUGAUUUAAAAUUAUUUGGGCCGGAAAGGAAUAACUCAUUCUCUACCAUCAAUAAUUCUAUCAUCUUGGAAGACCUUCUGCCAUUCACAUUAUACAGCAUUUAUGCAGCUGCAAGAACAAUAAAAGGACCUGGUCCAUCUGCCAUGCUUCAGUUCUACACAGAUGAGUCAGUGCCAUUAGCUCCACCCCAGAAUUUGACCAUUACCAACUACACGGCAGAUUCUGUGUGGCUAAAAUGGGAUCCAAGUCCCAAGCCAAAUGGUGUUAUUCUGAGAUAUAAUUUAAAGAUUUAUCAAAACAACACUGAGAAACUAUUUUAUCAGAACAUUUCAGGGUCAAGCCAUGAGGCAAACCUUGUUGGAUUACAACCGUUCAGCCCUUAUUUUAUUACUGUCUCUGCAUUUACCAAGCUUGGGAAUGGCAAUCAGUUCAGUAAUGCUGUCCAGUUUACAACGAUGGAAUCAGUACCAGAAGUUGUCCAGAAUGUUCAUUGUGUUGCAACAAGUUGGCAAUCGAUCCUAGUGCAGUGGGACCCUCCUGCUUCAUCCAACGGUAUAAUCACUCACUACAUCCUAGCAGUUGAAGGAAAUUCUACAAAUUUUUCAUCUUACGAUACACUGCAUACUUUUAGAAAUCUGCUUUCCAAUAUUACUUACCAGUUUAAAAUAAAAGCUGCAACAUCUGCUGGUGAUGGUGAAGAACAGAUAUGCAAUGCCAGUACACUUCCAGAAAAAGUUCCCAGUGCUCCCAGGGAUAUUGUGUUUUCCAAUGUGCAGUCGACAAGUGUGACAUUGAAUUGGAGAUCACCAAAAUCUAUCCUUGGCUACUUUCAAAACUACAAGAUUACUACACAGCUACAGUCCAUCCACUGCAGUGACUGGGAAACUAAGGAAUGUAUUGAAUAUGAGAUGCAUCAAUAUUUAUAUAAAAAUGUGAUGGAUGACCGAAUAGAAGAGACAGUGUAUGGACUGAAAAAAUACAGAUGGUACAGAUUUGCAGUUGCUGCCAGUACAAACGUUGGUUAUGGCCGUUCUUCACCUUGGGUUUCUACACAAACACUUCCUGGCUCUCCAGAUGGUCCUCCACAAAAUGUGACUGUUUUAGCUACAUCUCCUCACAGUAUUAAUAUCACCUGGAGUGAACCUGUCGUCAUUACUGGACCCACAAGCUACCUCAUAGACAUCACUUCAGUAGAUAAUGACAAUUAUAAAGCUCGAUUUCUGAAGACAAAUGAUGAGGGUAAAGUCUUAGAAAUUUCUGAUUUAAAAGCAUUUACGAGGUAUUCUGUGGUAAUCAUUGCCUUUACGGGGGAUGUUAAUGCAGCACUCUUUGAAGGCAAGGCUAGUUUUCCAGUAACUGUCUCCACUUUUGAAGCAGUGCCUGAAGACCCACCUAACAACAUAACAUUUCAGAAGAUACCAGAUGAAGUAACAAAGCUCCAAGUAACAUUUGUGCCGCCAUCUGAACCAAAUGGAAAUAUUCAGGUGUAUCAGGCUAUGGUUUACAAUGAAGAUGACCCUGCUGCCAUCCAGAUCCACAACCUUAGUGUCAUUGAUAAAACAGAUCAGUCAGUCACUGCCAUGAUAGAAGGGCUCAAAGGAGGACAUACCUAUAAUGUCAGCGUGUAUGCAAUUAACGGUGCUGGUGCAGGGCCAAAAAUUCAAUUGAAGAUAACCAUGGAUAUCAAAGAACCACCACGACCUAAAAAGAAACCAGCACCAGUUUAUGAUGCCAGUGGGGCAUUACUCGUCACAGCUACGACAAUUACGAUCAGGAUGCCAAUAUGUUAUUACAGUGAUGAUCAUGGCCCUAUCAAGAAGAUACAAGUUCUUGUCGUGGAAGCUGGAGCUCAGCAUGAUGGGAAUGUUACUAAGUGGUAUGAUGCCUACUUCAACAGACCAAGGCCAUAUUUUACAAAUGAAGGCUUUCCAAACCCACCAUGUGUAGAAGGAAAGGAAGAUCUGAGUGGCAAAGAAGAGAUAUAUGUCAUAGGUGCUGAUACUACAUGUAUGAUACCAGGCAGUCAAAACAAAAUAUGUAAUGGCCCACUGAAACCAAGAAAGCAGUACCUAUUUAAGUUCAGAGCAACUAACAUUAAAGGACAGUUUACAGAUUCUGACUAUUCUGACCCUGUCAAAACAUUAGGUGAAGGACUGUCAGGAAGAUCUGUAGAAGUUAUCCUUGCUGUUACUUUGUGUAUACUUUCAGUGGUUAUUCUGGUGGGAGCAGUAUAUGCUUUUGCAAGAAUUCGGCAAAAGCAAAAAGAGGGAGGCACAUACUCCCCACGAGAUGCUGAAAUUAUUGACACUAAGUUCAAACUGGAUCAGUUGAUCACAGUGGCAGACCUGGAGCUGAAGGAUGAAAGAUUUACACGAUACUCUUCAUUUUUCUUUAGACGCAAGGAGAUAUUUGUCAUCCAGUUACUUAGUUAUAGAAAAUCCAUCAAGCCAAUAAGCAAGAAAUCCUUCCUACAACAUGUUGAAGAGCUUUGCACAAACAACAACCUAAAGUUUCAGGAAGAAUUUUCGGAACUUCCCAAGUUUCUGGAAGACCUGGCUUCAACUGAUGCUGAUCUGCCAUGGAACAGGUCUAAGAACCGUUUCCCAAACAUAAAGCCAUAUAAUAACAACAGAGUAAAGCUGAUGCCCGAUGCUGGUAUUCCUGGAUCUGACUACAUUAAUGCCAGCUACGUGUCUGGCUAUUUAUGUCCAAAUGAGUUUAUUGCAACUCAGGGACCAUUACCAGGAACAGUGGGUGAUUUCUGGAGAAUGGUGUGGGAGACAAGAGCAAAAACACUUGUGAUGCUUACACAAUGUUUUGAAAAAGGACGGAUAAGAUGUCAUCAGUACUGGCCAGAAGACAAUAAACCAGUGACUGUGUUUGGGGAUAUAGUGAUUACUAAAUUGGUGGAAGAUAUUCAAAUAGACUGGACCAUCAGAGACCUAAAAAUUGAAAGGCAUGGAGACUGCAUGAUGGUGCGGCAGUGCAACUUUACUUCUUGGCCAGAACAUGGAGUCCCCGAAACUACUGCACCUAUUAUCCAUUUUGUAAAACUCAUCCGUGCAAGUCGAGCACAUGAUAAUACACCGAUGGUGGUUCACUGCAGUGCUGGUGUUGGAAGAACAGGUGUUUAUAUUGCGCUUGACCAUUUAACCCAACAUGUAAAUGACCAUGAUUUUGUGGAUAUCUAUGGACUUGUAGCUGAGUUAAGAAGUGAAAGAAUGUGUAUGGUACAGAAUCUGGCACAAUAUAUAUUUUUGCAUCAAUGUGUUUUGGAUCUGCUGACAAGCAAGGGAAGUAGCCAGCCCAUAUGUUUUGUAAAUUAUUCAGCACUGCAAAAGAUGGACUCUUUGGAUGCCAUGGAGGGUGAUGUGGAGCUUGAAUGGGAAGAAACUACCAUGUAAAUACUAAGACUAAAUAGAAAAGAUGAGAUUUUGAAAGUCAAAGCCGUAUUUUUCUAAGCACAGGGGCCAAAGCGAAUUCCCCUAUUUUGAUGACUAAAACAUACGCGAAUGAUUGAAGCAUCUUUUCUUCUAUCAAUGUGCCUUCAUAAAUAUGUUAAAGUAUUUUAUUCAGAUCACUGAGCAAUAACAAUUUGAAGUAUUUUUGCACAGUCUGCACUUCUGGCGUUAUAUGAAUACUGCAUUCACUAUGUAUUUAAACAGUGUGUUUGAAUAUACUCCUUUUUUUCCAGUUAUCUUUGUAAAAGAAGAAAAAUGAGCCAAAUACGAUGUAAAAAUUUCAUAUUCCCAUUGAGCUUAUUUUGGUGUGAAUUUGCUGUGUUGUGGUUUGGUUUUCAGUAAAAGC